Molecule: messenger RNA, 2839 nt
Organism: Eublepharis macularius
Lineage: Eukaryota; Metazoa; Chordata; Lepidosauria; Squamata; Eublepharidae
Gene: USP18
Product: ubiquitin specific peptidase 18
Exons: 11
Coding region: 426-1580 (384 amino acids)
Biological process (GO): protein deubiquitination
Cellular component (GO): cytosol; nucleus
Molecular function (GO): cysteine-type deubiquitinase activity; cysteine-type endopeptidase activity
Source: RefSeq, a predicted model, not a curated record
GCUGCGCAGCUCUGCCCUCUAGAAGAGACGUGCUGCAGAAGCGCAGCUUUCCGGGCUCGUGGAAGAAAGAGGACGGGAGGUGGGGUGACAGGCUCUGGUCGCCUUCGCUCGGAGUAAGUCCCGUUCUCUGGGGCUUGCACUUUCUGAUUUUAUUUCCCGCAAAAGUUGGAAAGAUUGGAGUUGUCCUGCAAGCCCCCCCCCCGGCCACUUGUUGCCUUUCCUCCGGUCUGCAGAAGGCAUUCUCGUUGUGGACCGUUUGAGAGUUGUGUUUUAUGGACCAGUUGGGGAUGUCUUUUUGAGAUCGGGAAAGUUUGCUCGCCUGUAUCAGACGUUCACAAAAUACUGACAGCGCAAUAGAACAGACUAUCUAAGUGCAGCUUACUUUCGAGCAAGCGUGCGGAAGAUUGCACACCUAGAUACAGUUGAUGGGCCAGGGAGUGGGACGGCCAGACAGAAGCAAGAGCAUCAGGCUGGAAGAGUAUCAGACAAUGACUGCGGAGGAGCAGGAGGAAGAGGAGGAGGAGGAGGAGUGUAGAGCGGAUGCUGUGGAGAAGCACAGUCAGCAGCUCAAAGCCAUAUGUGGAUUGGCUGACUUAAAGAAUGAAGCUGUUGGCCUGUACAAUAUUGGACUCAGCUGCUGCCUCAACUCUUUGCUUCAGGUUUUCUUCAUGAACAGACAUUUCACUGCAAUACUCCGGAGGAUCAAGGUGCCGUUUGGAGCUGCAGAUCAGAAAUGGAGCGUCCCUUACCAAAUGCUCUUGCUUUUAGAGGAGAUGCAGCGGGGCAGACACGAAGCGGUGCACCCCGUGGGUCUUGCCAGAUGCCUUUCAAAGCAUGAAGUCAGACUGUUCAUUCUCUAUGAUGCUUCUGAACUCUUCUUGAUCCUCUGGAACCUAAUUAAGAGCCAAAUCAUAAAUUUAGAUCUGGCUGAAAGUCUGGCGGGUCUAUACACCAUCCAGUUGCAGGAGAGCUUGGUGUGUCAGAAGUGCUCGCUCGAGACAAAGAACAGCAGCAACAUGCUUAUGCUCCCUCUCCCAGUGUUUGCUUAUGAUUCUCUUCCGAUCAGGACCUUGGAAGAUGCACUGCGCUGCUUCUUCGCACCAGAACACCUGACGGGGGACAGCACAUGCCACUGUGAGCGGUGUGGCAAGAGAACUCCGUGUCUGCAGGGCAUGAAAGUAACCUGCCUACCUCACAUCUUGACCCUGCACCUGAAGCGUUUCUGUUCCAAGAACAGUGGCAGGACUCAGAAGAUCAGCCAUUAUUUGUCCUUCCCUCGGAAUCUAGACUUCAACGAGAUUCUGACAGCAGAACAGUAUCAGCCAGGCGCUUUGGAGGAGGGCAGUGGACUUUAUGAUCUCUUUGCAGUUGUUGCACACUCGGGAUCAGCCAACUUUGGCCAUUACUGCGCGUAUAUUUGGAGUCUAACAGAACACAAGUGGUAUUGCUUCAAUGACUCCAGUGUCUGCCAGGUGUCCUGGGAUGAUGUCAGGUGUACCUUUGGCAAUGCAGGUCUCCGCUGGAGUGAAACAGCCUAUCUUCUGGUUUACCUGAAAAAAGAGUUGGCAGCUGCAGUCUGAUCCACAAAGUUUCAUUCUGCAUGGAUAUCUUUAACUGGUCAUAAUGUGACUGUGCUCAGAAGGAGACAGAGCUGACACAUGAAGCAUCUUUCCCUACAGUCUUGGAGAACUGUGCCAUCUUCAUUUCCGGAGGGCUUCCUUGACUGCUGAAGCAUCACACGACUUUCCCUGGGGGAAAAGGCAUUUCUGCAGAAGGAGCAAUACGUAGCAAUUUAGAAAGAGGGAGUCCUAUGUCUCAUUUGCCUUCUCUGAACAAUACCUUCUGGCAUUCUCCCGGAGUGUGCGUCUACAAUACAACUUUGUAUGGGCUUUAUUCUGCUUGAGAGUAAAUAGAUUUUCACUAGAGAAUGUUAGGAAUUCUAGUUGGAUGAGAAUUCAUUUUAAGAGGUUUUAACUGUCCUUUCCUGAGUAGUUUUCAGGAUUUCCUGGGAAGAGGCAAUGGAGAAUUAAACCAGUUAAGUGAUACCAUAGAACUCGAGCACAGCAUCCCAACUCUACAUGAACUCCACACCAACCUUUUUAUAGAACAACUCUUCUUCCAAAGCCACAAUACAGAUACCCAUGAUGUUCAACCAGCACCCCGUGCUAAGAGAGUUUCAGGUGGGUAGCCAUGUUGGCUGCAGUAGAAGAGCAAGAUUUGGAUCCAGUAGCAUCUUAAACAACUAGAUUCCCAGUGUGUGAGCUUUCAAGAGUCAGAGCUCCUUUCUUGAUACAUUUAGAAGUGGAAAUAUGUAGGGUUUUUAUCCAGCUAGAAGGUGGGAAGGGUAUUUUAAAGUAAGGUUGUGAGGUAUAACAAUACUAUAAUUAGCUUAAUAGAGUUGGGAUGUGAGAAGCAGAAAAUCGGCAUCUGUAGUGAGAGAAGAAUCCAGUGUCUCUGUUAAGCCCUGGACUGUCCAUUGUUAGUGAACUUAAUGGACCAAGGAACACCAAGGUUGCAUACUACUCAUGGAUGUCAAAACCAACUGUUCUAUUAGGUAUCCAAUGUCAUUGUUCCAUAUUCUGCUCCUGGAAGGUAGUGUCAUAUCCCUGUAGCCAUCCCCUUCUGCCUUUAAGGAUGCAAAAUAUUGCACAGGACCAGGGCAUACAUCUAGCUGAGCCAGAUAAUGGUUAAAUUCUUAAUCGCCAGCAUGGAAGGAAAUUUCAUAUGUGCUCAUUAUAUUUUAUCUACGCCAAUGUUUGAAACAGAUCUGUGUGAUCUUGGACACCUAUCUGUACCUGGAGCGUGGACAAGAUGGAGUCAUCUUGGCAACGAUGUUCUA